GCGUUCUACAUUCUUCCUUCCUUCCUCCCCCUGCAGAUGCACAGCGACCCAAAUGAAUGAUCUAUCAGCAGCCUCGAGGGAAAAGAUCAGGAGAGGAUACCGCGCUUGCCUCCACUGCAGGUCUCGCAAAGCAAAGUGCGAUCUCGGAGACAUUGACGCGCCCUCUUCUCCGCCAUGCAGCCGAUGCAAGCGCGAAAGCCGAGAAUGUGUGUUUGCUCCCUCUCGCCGGGGAGGAAACAACAAGAAGAGGGCACGUACGGAUUCAGAAGACAUUUCCAGAGAGGACGAAGAUCCGCCGCGCCCACUGGGUCGUUCCACAGCCGAAGUUACGUCGGGCGAAGAACAUUCCUCCCAGACUUUUCCGUACCCUCAACCGCCUCCACAGCCCCGACAUCCAUCUGUGCAUAAUCUUCUAGGUCAUUCUCCGCCACCCGCUCGAUACCGUCAGCAUUUCGGCCAUACAUCUUCCAGUUCACAAUCGUCUCCUCAAACUAGCUUUUCCGCCGACCAUGCAACUCCACAGACCCGACCCACACUGUCUAAUGUUCAGUCUCACACAGCCACAGGAUACCCAGACUCUCCUCCUUCACCCAGACGAAGACGCACGGCCAAUCCACCGUUGCACGCUGCCGAUCCAAGUAGUAUUGUUGUAGCAGACAUGCGUAAUGAGAGUGAUGCGUUGCAGAUCCUUGCGCUUGCUAGUGGUCAGGCAGCAAAUAGGGAUGGUGAAGAAGAGAGAUCUGAUAGGCAUGACGGCCAUAGCGUGCCAGGCACUGUCGAUUCUACAGGUAUGGGAGGUCAUCAGCAGCAAAUGAGGGGAGCGCCGUCGUCUCCGGAAAAAGAAAUGCAGCUGGCAAAGCUGGCGCAGUUCCCUCUGGUUAAAUUGGGAAUCCUCAGCGUUGAGCAGACGACAAGACUUGUGGACAUGUUUUUCAGGUGUCACCAUCACUUUUUCCCAAUUAUUCCCUCGGAUGGCAUCCCAAGGACGCUUGAACAAUUAUCCGUCUUUGCCCAAAACGAAAAAUACCUUUUGGCGACCAUCAUCAUCAUUUCGAGCCGGGUGGAAAACACGCCAGAGAUGAGAGAGAUCCAUGAACGCUCAUGGGCAGUCAUGCGCAGGUGGAUCUCCAAAGUCCAAUGCCUCGGUGAACCACCCACCAUAGGCCUCGUCGAAUCCCUCCUUUUACUCGCCGAGAACCUGCCACGCACUUCACGUGAGAUGAUGUCUGAUGAUUCUACCGAGACGGAUGCGAUAGAAGAGCCGCACGGUGUGGAGAACAGGCAGGCUUGGCAGAUGAUAGGUUUGGCGGUGAGGAGUGCGUAUGAGAUGGGGUUGGAUAAGUUGGGUCUGCAGUUGAUACCGGAGACAGAGAGAACGCUGGAGUUGGAGAGGGCAAAGUUGGUUUGGGUCUACUGCUACCUUUUUGACAGACAUGUCUCUAUGCGACUCGGUAAAGGUUUCUGGACACGAGGUGGCGCAGUCUGUUUCCAAGGCUACUCUUCCUCUGCUCAAACUGGCCCUGCCGCUGCUCUCGUCAAUUUCCCCUUUUUACGCGAAAUCAGGCCUGGCGAUCCUCAUAGCGAUCAUCCACAAGAUGACUUGGGUAGUUUGGUACAGGCGUAUCUGGAACUGACGAUGAUGAUGAGUAACGCGCAUGAUGUACUUUAUCCUAAUGCGGCGAGAACAAGGUCACUUGUUGUUUACGGAGAGUACUUCAAAUAUAUUGACGAAAUGGCACGAUCGCUGGAUGGGUUCAAGAUUUUAUGGCGACGUAAAAAAUGGACACUGUUCCCUCUCACUGACACUGUCUGGGUCAUGUUCUACUACAUACAGCUCUAUAUAUGUGCCUUCAGUUUCCAAGCGCACGUCGAACGGGCAACUAUCCGAGGCGAAGAAGAGUACAAACUCUUGGAACAACGGCACAAGGAACAAGGAGGUACGACAAAACUCGCCAAACCGUCUCUCAGUCUUUUCCCGCGGGGUGCUGCUCAAAGUCCCGAUGCGCGAUACAUUUUCCAAAUGUGUGACGCCGCGAGAGAACUUAUACACAUUUGCGUGGAUAAUCUGUACCCUGGUGGAGCGCUGCCUUAUCUGCCUUCAAGGUUCUUAUUGUGGUUCACGUAUGGAGCGAUUGUGCUGUUGAAAGCUAUUUACUCAGGGGCUAUGCUCAGAGCGGACCACAAAAGAACCCUUGAUUUGAUUGACCGGCUUUGCACUUGCUUUGCUCAGUGCUCGACAGACGAAGAGUACCCCGCGGUACGAUACGGCAAGCAGCUCGAAGCACUCCGCAAUAAGCUUGCCGGGUUAUCAGACGUCAAAAGCACUCAAAGCCCCAAUGGCUCUCAGACGGUCAGACUUCCUCGUACGCAAAACCGGGCCCCAGAGGUCCGCGUCAGUCCAUCCCAGACUUCUACCUCUCCCAAUACAGUGCCUCCGCCCCAACAGUUUGACCCACGGCCGUCGACAUUUCAACCUGCCCGGCCUCAUGCUAUGCCAAACGAACACGCCGUCAAUACGCCGACGUGGCAGUUACCGGUCUUGCAGCAGUACACUCAGCCAGUCACAUUCCCAUACCCUACAACCCCAGUCUCCUUUACUACGGGUCCUUCUACAGAAAUGUCUGCGCCAUACGUCGCGCCGCCGCACCAACAGCCAUUCAUGGAAUUUGGUGUGGCGCAGUCAUCAGACGGUUUGAAUUUGGGUAUGAACGACCAUCAUAACUUGGGGUUCACCACGCUUGAUGAUUGGUUUGGGUUCGGAACAGCCGGUACGGCUGGUGGAGCUGGCCAAGGUGGGAAUGGAGUGGAUGAUCCGAUGGGAUUGGCGAAUGUCGGGUUGGAUCUGCAGGAUUUCUGGAUGAACGUCGGGCCGGGUGAGGCUCAAGGAGGGUUCCCGUUCCGAUAAACAGCGUUUCUUUCCCUGUACUUUUGUUACGACUAAUACAGAGCGAUUAAUGUUAGGAUAAUGUAUUACUAGUUAAU
Messenger RNA from Cryptococcus deneoformans JEC21, 2982 nucleotides. Its product is annotated as specific RNA polymerase II transcription factor, putative. The record is from RefSeq and is a predicted model, not a curated record. NCBI's taxonomy places the organism in Eukaryota, Fungi, Basidiomycota, Tremellomycetes, Tremellales, Cryptococcaceae. Gene Ontology annotation, molecular function: DNA binding; DNA-binding transcription factor activity, RNA polymerase II-specific; zinc ion binding. The transcript has 10 exons. The coding region runs from base 53 to 2905 and encodes 950 amino acids. Gene Ontology annotation, biological process: regulation of DNA-templated transcription; DNA-templated transcription. Gene Ontology annotation, cellular component: nucleus.